UGUUGCGGCAGCAGCGGCGGUGGCAGCAGCGGUGCUGACAUUGGGACAGCGGUGUCAGGACAGCGGUGGCAGCAAGAGCUGCAGGACUGGCAGAGGGCAAGGCACCAUGGCCCUUGCUCUGCGCCUCUUCCUCCCGCUCCUCCUGGCCGCGGCCCUGCCUGCCAGGGCUGCCCAGGCUGCUCCGCUGCAAGUGCGGGGAGCAGAUGAGCAUGCUAGGAAGGCUUCUCCAGCAGCUUGGCUCCAUGCAGAUUUCCAGCCUCUUAAGCCUCCUGCAGGUGUGUCUGCAGGGAGGACUUUCCCAGGUCCUCUGGUGGAUGUUGCACAUAAGCCCCACUCCCAUCGCAGGGAGAUGGACAGAGAGGCUGUGCUGAAGGCUGAGUUUCCCAGAGGAAGCAGUGGCUCAUUGGCAGCCUCUGCUGCAGGAAGGGAGGCGAUGCCAGGCACAGUCACUGGAGGUUGGGACCGUGACUUGCAUCAUUUGGAAAGACUGGCAAACCAUGGUUUAAGGGUCUUGGAGCUUGGUGAAGCUGAACGUGAUGAUGAAGAUGAUCUGGAUUCCCAACCCAUACCCAUUACUGAGCCUCAGGGAGAUGCUGAGGGUGUGUCUGCAGGGAGGACUUUCCCAGGUCCUCUGGUGGAUGUUGCACAUAAGCCCCACUCCCAUCGCAGGGGUCCCCUGAGAAGGAAGAACAAACCUACAGGAGACAAUGCAGCCGGCACCUCAACACAUGCUGACAAGACCUGGAAAAGCAUGAGAAGAGUUUUCUGCUGGGGAACAUCUUGUUUGGUUAAGUUGAUGGCCAUUGUGCUUGGUGCAGCACUUUGCCUGAUGAUUUGCUCUGCUGGAAUCUGGUAUUGCUGGAAGAGAAAAUGGUGCUCUUCAGAAGACAAGCCUAACAACUCCGGCAAAGAGAACUUGACCCGUCCUCCCAGCUCUUCACUUCUGUCCCCAUCUGCCCUGCCGCAGCUGCAGCACCCUUUUGAGCCCUUUCCAAAACUCAUCCCUCCAGAAAACCCUCCGCCCCUGAGCCCCCUGGUCCUGUUCCCCAACUACGACUAAAGGUGGUGUCUUCGUUUGAAAAGACAGGAGUCUGUGACGGAAGGCAAGGGCCUCCCGUGAAAUGGAAAAGGUAAACCCCCUCCCUCCAAGUUACCAUAAUUUCAAAAUAA
Molecule: messenger RNA, 1170 nt
Organism: Vidua chalybeata
Lineage: Eukaryota; Metazoa; Chordata; Aves; Passeriformes; Viduidae
Exons: 10
Coding region: 107-1060 (317 amino acids)
Source: RefSeq, a predicted model, not a curated record